Ochotona curzoniae (black-lipped pika) is the source of this 6126-nucleotide messenger RNA. RefSeq names its product DNA polymerase subunit gamma-1. The record is from RefSeq and is a predicted model, not a curated record. Gene Ontology annotation, cellular component: mitochondrion; gamma DNA polymerase complex. Gene Ontology annotation, molecular function: DNA binding; 3'-5' exonuclease activity; DNA-directed DNA polymerase activity. Lineage: Eukaryota; Metazoa; Chordata; Mammalia; Lagomorpha; Ochotonidae. The coding region runs from base 726 to 4424 and encodes 1232 amino acids. Gene Ontology annotation, biological process: mitochondrial DNA replication. The transcript is spliced from 22 exons.
CCGGGGAGCCGCGCCCGGAGCGGGGCAGCCCGCAGACACCCGGACCGCGGCCGGGUCGUGGCUGAAGGAGGCCCCGGGGGCGGUGGCCCGAUUGGCGGGUUCGAAUCCAGGCGCUGGUGCUUUGGGAGGUGCGCUCUGCCCUCGGGCCGUGGUGGUCGGAUACAUUUGGGGAGCACCUGCCGAAGGCGGCGUACACGCGACUUCUGCGCUCGGGAUCGCUCACAGUGGUCCGGUGUCACUGGACAGCUCUGUGACCCCAUUUUUCAGAGCAGGAAACCGGGGCUGAAGGAGCUUACCCAAGGUCACAGCUCGUGAGCGCCAGAGGCAGAGGCCAAGGCCGCGCUGCCCUCCUCCAGCAUCUGUGCUCCUGACUUUUGCAGCCUCCCCCAAGCCCCCGGUGAACUUGUGUGGCCCCGGCGUCUUCAGGAGCGUAUUGAUAUUUCCCGGGGUGGGGAGAGGCGUAACAGAAUUCACACCAAAGGUGCUGCCCCACGAGUGAAGGGCUGUCAAGACCAUAUGUGAUCCAUAGGCGUGCAUACCUGCUCUAAAUGCCGUCUGUUUCCUCUAGGGUUUGGAUUGCGGGCAGCAUGGUUGGACUGGUUGCACUGACAGGAACCCAGAGACUGAAUGUGUCUCUCUGUGAAGCUCCCAGACAGUGAGAGCAGCCAAGCUGGAGCCCAAAGUCAGGGGUUCUGAAUCCCAGCUGCGGCCUCCCUGCACCGACCAUGAGUCUGAGCCGCUUGCUUUGGAGGAAGGUGGCCAUGGCCACCACCGGCAGGCCAGGCCCGGUUCCAGCUCCGGGACGCUGGGUCUCCAGCUCUGUCCACAUCCCCGACCCUGUCCCCAACGAAGGGGAACCGCCUUCGCCGCAAGUGCCAUCCUCGGAGGGCGGGCAGCUGCGGUACAAUCCCUUGCACAUCCAGAUGCUGUCAAGGGGGCUGCACGAGCAGAUCUUCGGACCCGGAGCGGAGGGACCCGGAGCGGAGGGACCCGACGAGGACGCGGUGCGCCGCAGCAUCGAGCACCUGGAGCAGCACGGGCUCUGGGGGCAGCCGGCCACGCCCUUGCCAGAUGUGGAGCUGCGCCUCCCGCGCCUCUACGGGGGCGACCUGGACCAGCACUUCCGCCUCCUGGCCCAGAAGCAGAGCCUGCCCUACCUGGAGGCGGCCAACCUAUUGCUGCAGGCGCAGUUGCCCCCGCAGCCCCAGAGCUGGGCCUGGGCGGAGGGCUGGACCCGCUACGGCCCAGAGGGGGAGGCCGUCCCCGUGGCCGUCCCCGAGGAGCGGGCCCUGGUGUUCGACGUGGAGGUCUGCUUGGCAGAGGGAACUUGCCCCACGUUGGCGGUGGCCAUAUCCCCCUCGGCCUGGUAUUCCUGGUGCAGCCGGCGGCUGGUGGAAGAGCGUUACUCUUGGACCAGCCAGCUGUCGCCGGCUGACCUCAUCCCCCUGGAGGUCCCUGCCAGUGCUGGUGGCCCCACCCAGCGGGAUUGGCAGGAGCAGUUGGUGGUGGGGCACAAUGUCUCCUUCGACAGAGCCCACAUCAGGGAGCAGUACCUAAUUCAGGGCUCCCACAUGCGCUUCCUGGACACCAUGAGCAUGCACAUGGCCAUCUCGGGCCUGAGCAGCUUCCAGCGCACUCUGUGGAUGGCGGCCAAGCAGGGCAGGCACAAGGCCCAGCUCUCCGCACAGAGAGCUCAGAAGUCCCAGCGGAAAGCCAGCGGCCCAGUGAUUUCGUCCUGGGACUGGGUGGAAAUGAGCAGCGCCAACAAUCUGGCCGACGUGCACAGCCUGUACGUGGGGGGGCCUCCCUUAGAGAAGGAGCCUCGGGAACUGUUUGUUAAGGGGAGCAUGAAGGAUAUCCGGGAGAACUUCCAGGCCCUGAUGCAGUACUGUGCCCAGGAUGUGUGGGCCACUCACGAGGUUUUCCAGCAGCAGCUUCCCCUCUUCUUGGAGAGGUGUCCCCAUCCAGUGACUCUGGCUGGCAUGCUGGAGAUGGGUGUUGCCUACCUGCCAGUCAACCACAACUGGGAAAGGUACCUGGCAGAAGCACAGAGCACCUAUGAUGAGCUGCAGCGCGAGAUGAAGAAAUCGCUGAUGGAUCUGGCCAAUGAUGCCUGCCAGUUGCUCUCAGGAGAGAGGUACAAGGAUGACCCCUGGCUCUGGGACCUGGAGUGGGAGCUGCAGGAAUUCAAGCAGAAGAAGGCAAAGAAGGGGAAGAAGAAUGAGUUGGUCUCAGCCAGCAAGUCGCCCACCGCGGGGGCUGGUGCCCCUGAGAAUCCCAUGGAUCAGGAAGACCCUGGCCCACCCACUGAGGAGGAGGAGUGUCAGCGAGAUGUCAUGGCCCGUGCCUGCUUGCAGCAACUUAAGGACACCACAGAGUCCCUGCCCAAGCGGCCCCAGCACCUUCCUGGCCACCCAGGGUGGUACCGGAAGCUUUGUCCUCGGCUAGAUGACCCUGCCUGGACCCCAGGCCCCAGCCUCCUCAGCCUGCAGAUGAGGAUCACACCUAAACUCAUGGCCUUGACCUGGGAUGGCUUCCCUCUGCACUACUCAGAGCGACAUGGCUGGGGCUACCUGGUGCCUGGGAGGCAGGACAAUCUGGCUAAGGAGCCAGCGAGCAGCAGCAGCCAAGAGUUGGAAGGGGUGCCCUGCCCCUAUAGAGCAAUCGAGUCCCUGUACAGGAAACACUGUCUGGAACAGGGGAAGCAGCAGCCCCAGGAGGCAGGCCUGGCCGAGGAGUUCGUGCUCACUGACAGCAGUGCUAUGUGGCAGACGGUGGAAGAACUGGGCUGCUUGGACGUGGAGGCAGAGCCCAGGAUGGAGAAUGUUGGCACUGUGGUGUCAGGCCAGCCCCCAGCUCUGACUGCUGUUGGUGGCUGCAAAGCCAACCAGCCCACCUGUCACCACGGCAACGGACCUUACAACGACGUGGACAUCCCUGGCUGCUGGUUUUUCAAAUUGCCUCACAAGGAUGGUAACAGCUACAAUGUGGGCAGCCCUUUUGCCAAGGACUUCCUGCCCAAGAUGGAGGACGGCACCCUGCAGGCUGGCCCAGGGGGAGCCAGUGGGCCCCGGGCCCUGGAAAUCAACAAGAUGAUCUCUUUCUGGAGGAAUGCCCAUAAGCGCAUCAGCUCCCAGAUGGUGGUGUGGCUGCCCAGGUCAGCUCUGCCCCGUGCUGUGACCAGGCACCCCAACUAUGAUGAGGAAGGCCACUACGGGGCCAUCCUGCCCCAGGUGGUGACUGCUGGCACCAUUACCCGACGGGCUGUGGAGCCCACGUGGCUCACUGCCAGCAACGCCAGGCCUGAUCGAGUGGGCAGUGAGCUGAAAGCAAUGGUGCAGGCUCCGCCUGGCUAUGUGCUCGUGGGUGCUGAUGUGGACUCCCAGGAGCUGUGGAUUGCAGCUGUGCUAGGAGACGCUCACUUCGCUGGCAUGCAUGGCUGCACAGCCUUUGGCUGGAUGACACUGCAGGGCAGGAAGAGCAGGGGCAGUGAUCUUCACAGUAAGACAGCCACCACUGUGGGCAUCAGCCGCGAGCACGCCAAAGUCUUCAACUAUGGCCGCAUCUAUGGGGCUGGGCAGCCUUUUGCUGAGCGCCUGCUGAUGCAGUUCAACCACCGGCUUACACGGCAGGAGGCAGCCGAGAAGGCCCAGCAGAUGUAUGCGGUCACCAAGGGCCUCCGCCGGUACCGGCUGUCAGAUGAGGGCGAGUGGCUGGUGAGGCAGUUGGAUCUGUCUGUGGACAAGACUGAAGAUGGCUGGGUUUCCCUGCAGGAUCUGCGCAAGAUCCAGAGAGAAGCUUCGAAGAAGUCACACAGGAAAAAGUGGGAUGUGGUUGCUGAACGAGCAUGGAUGGGGGGUACAGAAUCAGAAAUGUUCAAUAAGCUGGAGAGCAUUGCCAUGUCUAAGACACCACGUACCCCGGUGCUAGGCUGCCGCAUCAGCCGAGCCCUGGAGCCCUCAGCUGUCCAGGGGGAGUUUAUGACCAGUCGUGUGAACUGGGUGGUACAGAGCUCUGCUGUGGAUUACUUGCACCUCAUGCUUGUGGCCAUGCGGUGGCUGUUUGAAGAGUUUGCUAUUGAUGGACGCUUCUGCAUCAGCAUCCAUGACGAGGUUCGCUACCUGGUGAGGGAAGAGGACCGCUAUCGCGCUGCCCUGGCCCUGCAGAUCACCAACCUCCUGACCAGGUGCAUGUUUGCCUACAAGCUGGGUUUGCGUGACUUGCCCCAGUCAGUGGCCUUUUUCAGUGCUGUUGAUAUUGAUCGGUGCCUCAGGAAGGAAGUGACCAUGGAUUGUAAAACCCCUUCCAACCCCACUGGGAUGGAAAGAAGAUACGGGAUUCCCCAGGGUGAAGCACUGGAUAUUUACCAGAUAAUUGAACUCACCAAAGGCUCCUUGGAGAAACGAAGCCAGCCUGGACCCUAACUGCCCGGAGACGCCUCUGAAUUUGCUCCUGUGGAGCUUCAUAGAGGUGGCGCACAUUCCCAAACUCGGGCUUUCAGCUAUGCUUUUUACGAAAGGCUUGCCCUACGCCAGGCAUUUUCUCACAUCAGGACCCAUCAAGAAGAUUCCUUUAAGUGAAGAUGCAGCUGAGUUUAAAACCAAGAUGCCAACUUUGGUUUAGGUUGUAGGACAAGUGGCACUGUUGCUUGCUGGGCAAAGAGGAAGCAGGAGCCUCACAGUUCACACUAGUUAACUCGGGAAUUUAUUUUUUCUGUUUCUUCCUGGGUGGUUCUUUCUUCUGUCCCUCCUGCUCAGAUGCAGUGCCCUAGAAAAGGUAGAGAAGUCAGCGCUUACAUGAUAAAUCUGAGGCAGCAGGGAUGGUCAUUAAAACAAAUCAAAACAAAAACCUUACCUUACCAUCAAAGCCUGUGUUAGUCAUGCUUUCUCCCCAUUCCUACUCAGGGGAUGUAAUUAUGUUGGAAAAAGGUAGUGCCGACUCUGUCCCUUGGGACUUUUAUCAUACUGACAAGAGUCAUACAUAGCACAGGACGACACUGAAGGAGCCUCGGGCAUCAGACUGAGGCCUGACCCUCCUGAACUCCGACCCCAAGUAGGUGAAGGGAGUAGACAGGGCUGGGGCAUUAGGCCCUGGAGUGUGUGUCCAGAAACCAUAAAUCAAAGGUGCCUUAUGUAAACUUCCAAUUUUGAAACAGGGAUAGGCCAUCUUUUUGGCUGCUUGUAUCUUAGACAAAAUGAGAAUUUUUAUGUGCCAGGAAAAGAAACAUUAGGGCUCCGCUUCAAAAUGGGAAGACUAGCAGGUCAGGAUGAGGCCAGAGGAAAAGGGGGCCGAGAAGCUGGCGUGCACUGAACUGGCAAGGCCUGGCCAAGUCAAGAGGCUCUGCCGCGAAUAAGGGCAUGGAACAACGGAAAACUGAUACCGAGGACCCACACCAGGACUAUUAUGUCAUCACCCUCCACCUGGAAAUGUCUGCCCAAAAUGUGUGCAGCCUGGACAACUUCAUAGAAUUCAAAGUUUUCAUCUUUGCUUGACCAGCCUUAGCCUUUCCAUGUCUGCAGCUGCCUCCGGACAGGCUAUCAACAGCCUGCUCAGCAAGUGGCUGGGGCAUCCUGCGCUCUGGGCAGCAGGUACUGACCUCUUCGUCUUCGUCCUCCCCAUCCUCCCGGAGGACCAUGUCCAGGAUGUUCCCUUUGAUCUUGAAGUCUCGUGAAGUGCUGAGCUUCAUGUGCUGCAUCAGGUUCACCUGUGACAGGAAAGGAACAGCUCACUCGUGGGUGGUGCUGGGGCACCCCAAGCCAUUUUUAGAGUACUCAUGACACACUCUUCAGUUCCUAUUUAAAGCAGGCACAAUCCCAGUCAGCCCCUCUCCCCAAAUUUCCUAUGUGAUAUUUAGACUCAGGCCCUUGGAUCAGAUAUAGCCAAGGCAAUGGACUGCAGAUAGAAAUGAUGACAGAUAAUUGUUUACCUUGGAUUUCUUAGAAAGCUGGAUCAGAAAUUUUUCAUACUGUUCAAUGGCAAAGAUGAGAUUGGGGAUUGGCUUGGUUUCCCGAAGAACUCUGGCCUAUGGACAAAGAGAAGACUUCAAAGUUCAUAUUUGGUAGUUCUUGCAGUUUUUCUCUGAAGCUAGUAUAGAACUGCACAUGGGUUUGGGAAGAAAAUUAGCCU